This is a messenger RNA of Prunus armeniaca (apricot), 2553 nucleotides long. The record is from the annotation of a GenBank genome assembly. Lineage: Eukaryota; Viridiplantae; Streptophyta; Magnoliopsida; Rosales; Rosaceae.
AUGAAUUCUACUACUAAAUGGUUUGCCAUGAAUAUGAUAUUGCUCAACUUCUUUCCAAUCCUCCCUUCUUCCACUUCCAUUGUCAUUGGCUCUAUAAAUCCAAAUCAACCCAUGAGAGAUGGCGAUGUUCUUCUCUCUAGUACCAAAAUCUUUGCACUUGGGUUUUUCAGCCCGGCCAAUUCUCGUAACCGGUAUGUUGGAGUUUGGUACAACAAAGUUCCAAACCAAACCAUUGUCUGGGUUGCAAACAGAGACAACCCCAUAAUUCCUGUCACUGAUAAUAAUGCCUCUGGAGUUGGACUUCUAGCUGUUCAUGGAAAUGGAGGCCUGGUCAUCUAUGGGAAGGACCAAAAUACCCCUAUUUGGUCUGCUAAUGUUUCAGUCUCUUCGCCAAACAAUUCCAUGAUAGCCAAGCUUUUGGAUACAGGAAAUCUUGUUUUGCUUGAGGACGAUGGCCAAAGGGUAUUGUGGCAAGGCUUUGAUCAUCCCACAAAUACAAUGCUUCCAUUUAUGAAACUUGGGCUGGACCGGCGGUCCAAGUUGAAUCGGUUCCUCACAUCAUGGAAAUCUCAAGAUGAUCCGGGAAUCGGUAACUAUUCGUAUCGGAUCGACCCAAGUGGGUUUCCGCAGGCCUUUUUAUACAAGGGUCAAGCUCCGCGCUGGAGGGCCGGCUCGUGGACCGGAUAUGGAUGGAGCGGUGUGCCCCAAAUGACAAAUGAGUUCGUAUUCAACGCUAGUUUUGUGAACAAUCAAGAUGAGCUAUCCAUUGUGAAUGGUAUCACGAAUGAAUCAAUCUUCUCGAGGAUGGUUCUUGAUGAAUCAGGAGCCCUUGUACGGUCCAUGUGGCAUGAUCACAGGCAACAAUGGAUCAAGUAUUGGUCUGCACCCGAAGGUUUGUGUGGUGAAUAUGGGAAGUGUGGUGCAAAUAGCAAUUGUGACCCGUCCAAUAUGGGUAAGUUCGAGUGCACGUGCCUACCCGGAUAUGAACCCAAGUCGCCACGUGAUUGGUAUUUGAGAGAUGGGUCGGGUGGGUGUGUGAGGAAAAACGGAGUAUCCAUUUGUGGAAACGGGGAUGGGUUCGUGAAGGUCGAACGUGUGCAGGUACCCGACUCAUCUAAGGCACUUGUGAACAUGAAUUUGAGUUGGAAAGCAUGCCCGCAUGAGUGCUUGAGAAAUUGUUCUUGCAAGGCAUACGCAAAAGCAGACGAGAGAUGGGGAGGGUUUGGAUGCGUGACAUGGCAUGGGGACUUGAUGGACACGAGAACAUUUCCAAAGGCUGGCCAGGAUUUGUAUGUACGAGUUGAUGCAAUUGUGUUAGCUCAAUAUUCAAAGUCAAAUGGUUCACUUAGCAAGAAGGGAAAACUGGCAAUUUCUCUAGUUUCUGUUCUGGUGUUCCUUCUUGUAGUUCCCAUUUCUUAUUGGUUGGUAAGGAGGAAAAGAAAAGGUAAGCAAAGACCAAAUAAGCAUUCCUCUAGAGUUACCACAAGGUCAACCUACUUUGAAGAUUCUACUGCAGAACUUGAUGAAAGUAGUAUGCACUCAGACAUACCAUUCUUUGAUCUACCAACCAUAGCAGCGGCCACGGACAAUUUCUCACUUGAAAACAAGCUUGGAAAGGGGGGUUUUGGCUCAGUCUAUAAGGGUGUGCUUUGUAAUGGAAAAGAAGUGGCAGUGAAAAGAUUAUCAAAACAUUCUGGGCAAGGAAUUGACGAAUUUAAGAAUGAAAUUGUGCUGAUUGCAAAACUCCAACACAGGAACCUUGUCAUGAUUUUAGGUUAUUGCGUUCAAGAUGAAGAGAAGAUGCUAAUCUAUGAAUACGUGCCAAACAAAAGCUUGGACUCUUUCAUCUUCAAUGACACAAAAAAAGCACUUCUAGAUUGGACAAUACGCUUCAGGAUCAUCUAUGGGAUUGCUAAAGGGAUCUUGUAUCUUCAUCAAGAUUCAAGGUUAAGGAUUAUCCAUAGAGAUCUAAAGGCCAGUAAUGUUCUACUGGAUGCUUCUAUGAACCCCAAAAUUUCAGAUUUUGGUAUGGCUAGAAUUUUUAGAGGAGACAAAAGUGAAGCGAAUACAAAUCGUGUGGUUGGAACAUAUGGUUAUAUGUCUCCAGAGUACGCAAUGGAAGGACAUUUUUCAGUGAAAUCUGAUGUAUAUAGUUUUGGAGUUAUACUCCUAGAAAUCGUUACUGGCAGAAAAAAUUCUGGUUAUUACCAGGACAAGUAUCCCGGCACAAAUUUGGUUGGACAUGUUUGGAACUUGUGGAGAGAAGGUAAAGUCUUGGAAAUCGUCGAUCCAUCUCUGGGUGAAUUGUACCCUGUCAAUGAAGUUGUGAGAUGCAUCCAAAUUGCACUCUUAUGUGUGCAAGAGUAUGCCACUGACCGGCCGACCAUGUCAGCAGUUGUUUUCAUGUUAGGGAAUUAUGACGCAGCAGUUCCUUCACCAAAACAGCCUGCAUUUUUGUUACAGAGAACUUGUGAUGCUGGAGACCCAUCAACCAGUACAGAAGGAGCUAAGUCUAUGAAUGAUGUUACAUGUACUAGUGUACAAGCUCGCUAA